Saccostrea echinata is the source of this 2626-nucleotide messenger RNA. RefSeq lists its product as uncharacterized. Gene Ontology annotation, molecular function: protein binding. The transcript is spliced from 9 exons. The coding region runs from base 68 to 2542 and encodes 824 amino acids. Lineage: Eukaryota; Metazoa; Mollusca; Bivalvia; Ostreida; Ostreidae. The record is from RefSeq and is a predicted model, not a curated record.
AAAUAUUUUUUUCCGAGUGCAAACAUGAGCGGCACGUUUUUAAUCCAGGUUUAAGUUUUGAAACCAAAUGGCUUAUUCGUAUGACUUUUUGCUACACUUGUCUUUCGUGAUAACAUUUUCACAAGCGCUUUUAAUAUUUGAGAAAUGCACCAGGCACUCACAGUGUCCUUCAAACGCUAGAUGUCGCCCUAAUGGAUGUGAGGGAUAUAUGUGUCGUUGCGUUUCACAAUUUGUUUAUAGUGACGAUAGAUCCCAAUGUGUUCCAGGUAAACUUAUGGGAGAGGUUUGCGAUGGAAAUCUCAACAAAUGUCUCUCCCCAUUUGCUGUAUGCAUGGAUGAUGUGUGCCAGUGCAAUGAGUUAAUGGAACCAACUUCUGACGGCCAUUGCAAGUCCCCGUAUGAAGCCGAACUUCAUCAUUCUUGUGUAGAUAAGAUUUGUGUUCUGUCAACGGUAUGUGAUGGUGAAGUCUGUGUGUGUCCAGAGGACAAACGGGAGAUAACCACGGAAGAAUACUGGUUAGACCCACUAAAGGCUAGAAAAUGUGUUGAUAAAGAAUACUCUGUAGACCACUGCCACGGUCAACAAAUUCAGAUACCUCAGGGUUUGUUGGAAGAAGAAAAUAGCACAACACCAAGUAAUAAAAGUAUUAAACUAAAGGUGGACAUGGUGCAAACAAAUGAUGUUAGUUCGGAAAACAUACCUUUGAACAAGGAACAAAUACAGGAACCUGUCCUUUCUGAAUAUGUGGAUGGUGGAGAAGAAACCCAACGAAAAUUAAUCCAAGAGGACGAGCCUGGUACAAAUGAUGUCAGAGCUCCAAUACUGUCAGUCAAUCCCGAUAAAAAGGAUAUGUCAGCAGCAGUUGAUAAGAUAAAGGAGAGAAAUGUCAUCAAGGGUCAAUCAGAUACCAAUGUUUUGGUGGAUUCAAGCGAAAUGAUACCUAAACUCCAAGUAAACGAACAAUACUCGAAUAAAUCGGAAGACAGAAGUCCUGAAACGUUUCCAUCUUCGGACAAUAUUUCAAGUACUGAAGUUGAAAACUUUUUAAAAUUCAAGACUCAUCCUAAAAACAAUAAAACGCAUGUAGAAGACAUAGAUAAGCUACCAUCUGACAUCACUGAAGAUUUCCCUACAAACGCACUUUCCGAAGAGAAAUUUACUUCUGAAGACGGUUUAAAUAAGUCUUCAAACAAUCAAAAUGUUACCAUAAACAUCCGAAAUUCUUCGACUUCUUUUGAGGAGAGAAGUAGUUAUCUGAAAAAUGAUAAAUUUAGGGAAAUUACGGCGGGGAAUAAAAAUUUACACGAUCAAGACAAUUUCAUCAAUAAAAAAUUGGUGUCUUUCAUAAAAAUAAACAAGGACGAUGACAGGCAACUAAACCAAUUGGUUAAGCGUUUGAUUGACACGUUAUUGGAAAGGAAUAAGAAAGUUAACAUAUAUCAUGGAUGCAGCGUGGAUGAACAGUGUCCAGAGCAUGCGCAAUGUAAAGGAAGAGGAUGUACCUCACAGAAACAAUGUUUGUGUAGAGAAGGAUUCAUGACGAAUAUUAACGGAACUAACUGUGUUCCAGACGGUUCUCGCCCCUGUGUCAUAAAUGAGUUUCAGUGUGCCAGCUCUAGAUGUGUGCCCUACUCUUGGGUAUGUGACGGUGUCACCGACUGUCCCCAAAAUGAAGACGAGACCAAGCUAUGUUCUACUUCACAUAAAAUGGAUAUCUCGCCAAGAGAACAUCAAGAGGAGAUUAGGCGCCUGGAAGAUAAACUCUCACAUGAAACCUUGAUGCGCAUGCACUUGGAGCGAAGUAUACAGGAGUUAAGAGAUGUUGUAAAAGAAAUAAAGGAAAAUGAAAAGGAUAUUACACACAUCGAAAAGGAGACAAUACAAACUCGUCAAAGGAGGCAAAAUCCAAUAACAGCGCCUACACAAUCUGCAAUGGAUGAAGGAGAUCGACAAAUCUCGACAUGGAGUGAUCCCUUUUACGAUGGUUUUAUAGAUGACAUUCAGAACAAAUUAAAAGGAUCUGCAGUUUAUUCACUUUGGGGAGGAAAGGUGUGUCCAAAACAUGAAAACACAAGGACCAUAUACACAGGCUUUAUGAGUUCAAGCAACAUUAAGUCGGAGAGAGGAGAUCCGGGUGAUUUCCUUUGUCUCCCCCAAGUGCCAGAAUAUGACUCCUCAUCGUCUGUAAGGAAGGUUUUCAAUGAACAUAAAAGCGUCGUCUCUGGUUUCACUUACCACUUAAGUUGUGCAGUUUGUCAGGUACAGCUCGUGUCUUCCGUCCUCAUGAUUCCGGCCAAAGUGACCUGUCCGGCAGAUUGGAGGUUGGAAUAUGUGGGCGUCUUGGUCACUGCUGGUGACAAGAAAGGAGGAAGCAGUGCGCGCCAUAUUUGUAUAGAAAAGAACGCUUUAUAUGAAGGUGGAAUUGAAGACAGCAGGGAUAAGGGUCCAUACUUGUAUCCUGUUGCUGUAGAGUGUGGAAGAAUCCCUUGUCCCCCAUACAAAAAGAAUGACAGUUUGUCCUGUGUGGUGUGCUCGUUUUGAAAAAAUAAACUUUUCUGUUUACUAAAAUAAAUGCAUAUUUAUAUAUAUUUUUAAAGUAAUGUAUUACCGUAGCAAGACUUGUAA